Chiloscyllium plagiosum (whitespotted bambooshark) is the source of this 3389-nucleotide messenger RNA. It is a transcript of the gene pla2g3, whose product is annotated as phospholipase A2 group III. Gene Ontology annotation, molecular function: A2-type glycerophospholipase activity. Lineage: Eukaryota; Metazoa; Chordata; Chondrichthyes; Orectolobiformes; Hemiscylliidae. The record is from RefSeq and is a predicted model, not a curated record. Gene Ontology annotation, biological process: phospholipid metabolic process; arachidonate secretion.
AAGGGAGAGACCAAGUCCGAGCAAGGGGCAGGACUAAAGUUAGAGGCACGCCCUCCCUGCCCAGAAACUAAACUUGGCACACCCUCUCAGUUACCGUACAAUAAAACAAGCCCCGGCAGGAGCCGAUGGAAGCAUUUAACCGUUUGUCCCGAUGCUUUAUAUUCAUGCACAUCUCAGUGUGUGCACGCGUGUAUUUAGCAGGCAAACCUUUAGCAUGUUUCUCAGUGGAGGGCUGUACUGUCUGUUAUUCUUCCCCUUGAUCCAAGGAAGGCAUGAGACAUUGUCCAGGGACCGGCUGGUGGGUUUAUCCCAGAGAGACCGGUCUCUGUGCCAUUUGGUCGCCGGUGACCAUUCGGCCCAUUCUUUAAGUUUCCUAGCCCGGCUCCGAGGUUUCAAUGAUGGACCAGUCCUCUUCCAAAGCAGCUGGAGCCGGCAGGGUCAGCUGGAGCAAUGCAUCUUCUGGCAGGAGGCGACUAUCACCAGCGCUUACCUGGCGUUUUGCCUUGAGAAGCAGGGCAAGCCACUGAGCACCGGGACUUUCCUGACAGAGUGGGACUCCCGCCUGGACACGGCCCUGAGAGACCUGGAGCAGUGGGCUCGGAACUGUUCCAGCCCGCUGCUGUCUGCCGCGGGCCCGGAGUCUCCACGGGGAAGGAGGAGCGCUGCCCUUGCCCCUCUGGGGAAGCCGGAUAGCCCGGGGUCAGCCUCAUUCCUCCAGGACCACCGGCCAGGAGCCAGGCGGAGCCGCCGGACUCUGACAUUUCCCGGUACCGUUUGGUGUGGGCCUGGAAACUCUGCUGAAAACUUCACUAGCUUGGGAAUAUUUGAUCAGACAGACUUAUGCUGCAGAGCACAUGAUCACUGUGAGCACAGAUUAUCUGCUUUUGAAUACAACUAUGGAGUGUGGAACUUCAGACUGCACACAAUAUCCCACUGUGACUGCGAUUAUAGGUUUAGGAGAUGUCUCCUGAAUGUAAAUGAUACCAUCUCCACAGUGGUUGGAAUAGCGUUCUUCAAUGUUCUCCAGGUGCCCUGUUUCAAUCUGGAACCAGAUGAAGGUUGCAUUAAGAAGACCCAAAGGAGCCAUUGCAAUAUCACUGAACGGAUGCCGCGGGCUGUUCUUCGUUCUCAACCCAUGUACAACUAUAUCCAUCCCAUUUUGGAUGAGUUUCAGAUGGGAAUGGAGUCUAAAACCACGGCAAGUUCUGCAGCAACCAGCAGACAGAGCCAAAUAAUCACUAGCCUCUCCACUGGAUCCACUACUCAUGAUACAUUGACAAAAUCAACCCAAAAGGUUAAAAGUACAAACAAAAAGUGUCACAAGUGCAAAGGUCACCAGAAGAAGAAAACCAAAACUAAUUCCCAAAAUAUCUUGAAGACAAAAGCAGAUAUGAUGCCCACAAUGGUACCCACUGAACUGGCUUUUAACCCUGCCAUUGAACAGAACUCAGUCCCUGUUGCCAUGGAGAAAAAAGAUGGUCCUAGAAAGCUUUUGCAAAGAAAUGUCUCUGAUGCCUUAAUGAACCAAGUGAAUGGGACCAUGGCUGUUGGAUUGGAUGAAAAUAACAGUAAAGAACAUAGUUUCACCAUUCUGGGAAGACAGAACACAGCAACCAGCUUAAGCAAAAGUGUGGAAUCAACCACAUUAUCAAGCAAAAACCGAACCGGGAUAAAACUGGCCAAGACCAUGUAUAACAUAAAAAACAAAGUUAGUAGCUCCUUUAUUUCCUCAAGAAAAGCAUUCGACUUGAGCAGUUUUUCUAAGAAUAGCAGUUUGAAAUCCUUACCAAGUGGCAGUGACAGAAAAGGCCACGCACCAAAGAAUCUGCCAUGUAGGAUGGGAAAUUGGAACCAUUCCGAAAUCAUCAUCAGCUCCCCCUGUGCGCAUCAGCCUCUGGAUCCAAUCAGACGUCGUCCAACUGCAUCUAAAGGUAAAUCCAGAGGUUGUAAUAUUUACAAAGCCCUGGAUCGGUGUGAGCACAAGAUCUCUCCACAGGAAUUCAAAUUCUCAUAUCACAACCAGCAGUCCAGGACUCUCUAUCACUGUGACUGCGUAAAGAGAUUGGCAAAACAGAUGAAGAAGCGUGUGAACGUCAGCACAGUGGAGUGGCUGUUGACUGAGUUUGUGUCACAGAGCUGUUUCUGGCUGAAAUCAGUGCCGAGGAAUUGCAGUAACGAGGAGUGGAGGCACUGUGCAACACAAUCAGGUUCCACUGUGGCUGUCCUUUCCAAACCCAGGCAUCUCCAGAGGAUUCUGCAACACCUUGGCAUUAUAGAUGAAUACCUCAAUCCAUUAACAGAUGAGCAAGAAAGAUACAAGAAUGGAACAUCCAAUGUCACCAACUCCAUUAAGUUGUAUGACAAGUGUUUACAAUUGACUCAGGCUUAAAACUUUUUUUUACAAAUUACGCUAAAAUAAUUAUUAUUUCAGAGCUUUGGACAAUUGCUAAAAUACUAGUCACUGCCAAAGUUAGAGAGAUCAUGAUGGAAGAUACACCAGAUAGCAUUGGUUCGGAUGUCCCAUUUGAGCUUCCAUGAGAGUGAUACAUAGGAUAAAAAAGGAUUGAGCAGAUGGAAGAGAGGAUGUGAGUAAGCCAAGGACCUUAUCCACCACCUCAAGACUCAAACUCUGAAAAUCUCAAUUACAAAUCGGAGUAAUGUUGAUGUUGGAACUCAGAGGUCUAUAUACCUAUGAUACAUAGAGGUCUAUAUACCUUUAUACCUAUGGUAACAGUAGCUCCUCAAAUGCAGCCUAAAGCUGAGUGAAGAAACAAUGUAACUACAUUAAGAUUUUCAAAACCAAGUUGAUAAAUUUAUUGAUCUCCAGUUUUCAAAAAGCUUGUCUGAGCUGCACCAGCAUCUCAUGGAACAUUCCUAAACAGUAUUGACUGUCCACCAAGCUGCCUCACACCAUUACAUCUGAUUUCACAGAUCUCCAUGUUCACUAUUCAAUGUGACUUAUAGCUGCUCCAGCGUUUAACAAUAAGUGGUUCCUCAAUGCAAGCUUGAGGAACAGCAUCUAAUCUUUAACUCUCUGGAGCUUCUGGUCUAACUGCAAGUUCAACAACUUCAGAUCAAAAGCUCUUCCUUCAUCUUGGUCAAUGUGCGUUUUUCUCUUUUAUUUGUUUCGUUGGGUUGGUGUUGCUUACGUUCUUUCUUUAUCUCUUCAACUCACAUUCAGAAGGUCUCCAUGUAACCCUUUAUUUCUUAACGCACCCAUUGCCACUUGCUUCAGCUGUUCCAUCUUGAAAUCUUUUGUUAGUUACUCUCUGCUGCCCUCUACCUCUUCUCUCUUCUUCUUACUACCAUCACAGUGCCCUUGCGCUCUCUUUCUCACUCUGUCUCUCUCUCUCUCUAUCGGAUGACAAGUCAUCUCAACCUGAAACAUA